AUGGCGACUACGGCCACUGGCACGCUCUUCCCUAUAGGCCAUGACUUUGCGCCGCACUUGGUCUCCUCGUCGCUCGACACCACCGUCUCACCCUCUUCCGACCUGGAAUCGUACGAAGAAUUCGAGCGGAGAAUGACCCAGAUCCAUCACCAUGUCGACCAAGAAGACUGCGAGAUGCACUCGUGUGCAGACUCUCCCGACAAGUCCUUCACCUCGGAGAUGCUAUCCCCAGACAAGCUCGACGAACACCACCCAGCGAAGCACCGCGCCGUCUCCCUGGCCAGUCAAGGCAGCUGUUCCCUCUCGCCCGCUGGUGCCUCGAAUAUCCUGACUCCCACCUCGACCAACAACGACGACCUGGACACUACGGGCUACGAUGACCCGGAAUCAGAGAUCGUCUCCAUCUCCCCCCGGAGCAGUCUCGAGAGCCCCGCCGACAACUUCGUGUACGGCGACACCUUCGACGCUUAUCCAGCUGCUGUCAAUGUCAACGGGAGGAUGAACAUCCCUCGGCCCGCACCCGUGACCGGCGCCUACUCAUCUGCUUCGCCAGCAACGUCGCGAUCCCUACGGGAGACAUCCGUCCUGCGACAGACACCGGCUACGCAAUGGCCAGGGCACUUUUUUUCCUCAUUGUCUGACGCCAGCAUGGACAAUCACUACAACCCUUACAACACCUUACCAGGUGAUCUGGACUUCACUGGCACCUCGUUCAGCAGCGACGACCUUUCCACCGCUCACCUCCUCGAGAGCUCUUUUCCGAGCCAAGCGAUGGCUGCUAUCCCAUUCCGGCCUCACGAUAACGGAUCGAUGCCCACUCCCAUGCAGUACGGCGCCCCAAGUAUGCUUCCUCAGGCGACUGCCAAUUUUCGUCAAUAUAUGCCUGCUGCCACUAGUUCGGUUGAGCAGAGGCCUGAACAGCCUUUUUCUCCUUACCACCACCCGACUUCUGCGACGCUGUAUCAAGGACGCUUUGAAACCCAGAAUUAUCCGGCUCUCGGCCAGCAGAUAGGACGUCUAUCCCAGCCGCAACCCACUCUUCCUUCGAACGCAGCAACUCGGCCUCCACAGCCUGCCCUGGAUACUAGAGUCGAGCCAAGCAGGCAAAUGCGAACUUCGCCUUCCACGCAAACACACCGCCAACCCAUGCCGCAAUUUCAGCAUGGCCAAGCUAUUUCCUCUGCUUCUAAUUAUCCCCAAGCGGUACCAUCAUCGGGCCGCUCACCGACCACUUCCUUGAGAACCCAUACAGAUCAAGUGCUACAAGCUGCUCAAGCGAGUCAUCAUCAGAGGGUCAUAAGAGGAGACGCAUCCCAGCCUACCAUCCAUCGUAGUCAGGCAUCACAGUCAGAUCGUGUCAGGAAAGGAGGACGAAGCAAGAACUCACAUCUGAACGAGCAAUCUCGUCAGAAGAGCCAUAAGAUGCGCACGGUGGGCGCCUGCUGGCGAUGUGCGAUGCAAAGAGACCCGGUGAGUAUCGAGUAUUGGGCCGAUAAAGACUGCAGACUAAUUUCUCGAAUAGUGUGAUGAAGGUUCGCCCUGCAACCGAUGCUUGAUGCGCUCGCAAAGAGGCCAGGCUUACUACUUCGAGUGUGACCGAUCCAAGUUGCCAGACUUUGCUCGCGAUUUCGCGCCUCGUAAGGGUCAUUCACACGUCAAUCCGAAGCGCAGUCCACUAACCAAUGCCCCAGCCUCCAUGGUCAAUUGGCACGCGAGACAGACAAUAGAAGACACCGUCGCUACUGAAGUGCAAUCAUGGGUUCCAGACAAUGGAAUCGACCUCUACCUAUCUUGCGGAUACGGUCCGCCUUUGCGCUGGAAGGUGUACGAAUUCAAACCGCGAACUGCUGACCUGCUCGGACAGAUACAAUACUCUCUGGCCGAGAACGGCAAUGGCUUCGUCAAUCAAUUCAAGUACUCGCCGCCUUUUGGCCUCAUGAAGCUGGAAAUGAGCGACGACGCCCACAUUGAGGCCUACCUGGACCAGCUGAUGGAGCCUCAUAUCCUCAUGUCGUUUGGCUGGAAGUGCUACCAAGAAGAGGAGAUAUUAGACGGGAACCUUUUCCAAAUACAAGUCGUGGAGAUGAUGUGUAGCCUCUACAUUAACACGACGGAUGUAUCGGUAUGUCGACAUCCCUCAUCACCUCUCACGCCAUGAUGUAGGCUGACAUCUCCCUCCAGCUCCGAGUCCUGCUACGAGACAUCCUCCGAAUGCUAAUCAUCAACUACAUCAUGAAUCACACAUUAAGCAUAUCCGAAGACACGCUCUAUACCGUCCUGUCCUCCGUUCGAUACUCGCGCCGACCCUCUGCACUCCAACGCUUCACCUCGCCGCGCCUCGCAGCUCGUCAACUGAAAUUCUUCAUCUGCAUCCUGCGUAACAACAUCUACGAGAAGAUAUUGAAAUGGCAACAAGCGACCCUGCACUCCGGGAUCUCUAAGAAGGACACGACCUGGCUACAAUCCUUCUGCGUCAUGCUCGGAUUCGCCAUGGUGCUCGAAGAAGUGCAAAGAACCAGCCAAUUGCAAGCCCAUACGGACGAGACGAGAGGCACAUUAUCGCACGACGCAGCCUAUCGGCGAUCAGAAGAGGUAUGCCAGAGGAUCGACGAGCGGUUCAAGUUACUCGUCGGACUCUUCCAAUGCAAGUAUCGGGACAGAAAAUGGGGUUCGAAUGGCAGCUUUGGACCCGGAACGCCGGAGCUCCGCGAGCCGGUUCAGAGGGAAUUCCUGGGCUCAUUGAGAGCUUUGGUGGAGCAGAGAUGUACGUCCCCAAAAGAAACUCAAGAAGUGAUGCUGACUGACUGACCCUUCUUGCGCUUCUAUCCAGACGACCAUCUGAAACUUCGAGAAGGCGUGGAAUUCCGCGAGGAUCAAUUCCAUCUCUACACGACGCGCUUGACGGCGAGAUUUCUCUUGCCUUUCUUGAACUUACCGGCAACAUGA
Messenger RNA from Lecanosticta acicola, 2946 nucleotides. Lineage: Eukaryota; Fungi; Ascomycota; Dothideomycetes; Mycosphaerellales; Mycosphaerellaceae. The record is from the annotation of a GenBank genome assembly.